GCCGCCAGGUCGGCAACUUUGUCGGGCGCUCCCAGCGGCGCUCGGCUUCCUCCUGUAGUAGUUGGGCGCAGGCCCCGCCUCCCGGCCGUGUUGUCAAACGGGCGGGGGUCUCGGAUUGGUCCAGCCGCCGGGACAACACCUGCUCGACUCCUUCAUUCAAGUGACACCAGAGCUUCCAGGGAUAUUUGAGGCACCAUCCCUGCCACUGCUGGGCACUCGCGGCGCUGCUAACGGCCUGGUCACAUGCUCUCCGGAGAGCUACGGGAGGGCGCUGGGUAACCUCUAUCCGAGCCGCGGCCGCGAGGAGGGAAAAGGCAAGCGAGGAGGAAGAGUGGGAGGAGGAGAGGAAGCGGCGAAGAAGGAGGAAGAGCAGGAAGGGAGCACAAAGAAUCCAGGUCUCCGGGCGGGAGGUUUACACCAAGAACCAUGUGUGUCGAGCGGCUGGGGCAGUUCGUGACCCUGGCUUUGGUGUUGGCCACCUUCGACCUGGCGCGAGGGACCGACGCUACCAACCCGCCCGAAGGUCCCCAAGACAGGGGCUCUCAGCAGAAAGGCCGUCUGUCCUUGCAGAACACAGCGGAAAUCCAGCACUGUCUGGUCAACGCUGGCGAUGUGGGGUGUGGCGUGUUUGAAUGUUUCGAGAACAACUCUUGUGAGAUUCGGGGCUUACAUGGGAUUUGCAUGACUUUUCUGCACAACGCUGGAAAAUUUGAUGCCCAGGGCAAGUCAUUCAUCAAAGAUGCCUUGAAGUGUAAGGCUCACGCUCUGCGGCACAGAUUCAGCUGCAUAAGCCGGAAAUGUCCAGCCAUCAAGGAGAUGGUGUUCCAGCUACAGCGGGAGUGCUACCUCAAACACGACCUGUGCUCUGCCGCCCAGGAGAACACGCAGGUGAUGGUGGAGAUGAUUCACUUCAAGGACUUACUGCUGCACGAACCUUACGUGGACCUGGCGAACCUGCUGCUGACCUGCGGCGAGGAGGUGAAGGAGGCCAUCACCCACAGCGUGCAGGCUCAGUGCGAGCAGAGCUGGGGCAGCCUGUGCUCCAUCUUGAGCUUCUGCACCUCGGCCAUCCAGAGGCCCCCCACGGUGCCUCCUGAGCGCCAGCUCCAGGGGGACAGAGCCAAGCCUUCCAGGGCCCACCACGGGGAAGCGAGUCACCACCUCUCGGAGCCCAGCAGUCGAGAGACAGGCCGAGGCGCCAAGGGCGAGCGAGGUAGCAAGAGCCAUCCACACGCCCACGCCCGGGGCAGAGCGGCCGGCCACGGGGCCCAGGGAACUUCUGGAAGCAGCGAGUGGGAGGAUGACCAGUCCGAGUAUUCCGACAUCCGGAGGUGAAAUGAAAGGCCCGGCCGGGAAGUCUUUCCUCCAUGCCGUCCAUUUUCUUCUCUAUGGACAUUCCAAAACAUUUGCCAUUAAAGAGGGGGGAUGUCACACGCAGGAUUUGAUGGGGAUUGCGGACUUGACGAAGGUGUAUGUUAGCGACACGAACAGGUGAGGCAGAGGCUCCCUGGGCAGCAGCGAGGGCUCGGUUGUGCCCGGCGGGUCCCACCCCUGCACAUCCUAACGUGAGGGAGCUCCCGGCCUCCCUGCAACUUUGCCUUCUUUCCAUCCGUGGAGCCUCUGGGCGGCGGCCUGCGGUUUACUCUGCUGUGGGAGGUGACGGGGAGGGGCGGGGGUCAGCAGGCUCCCCGGGGGCUGGACUGGGCACUUGGUGCCGGCCCGCCCGCAGCUUCUGGUGCUGCCUUGGCGGAGGGCAGCAGGAAUGGGUGUGAACAUCUCCCUGGGAAUCAGGAGAAGGGUGCAGAGGAAGCAGGGGGCUGUGUGGGUACUUGGUGCCAAACCGAAAUCCAGUUUCUUGCAUGGGACCUUGCGGUUUGGAGUGACUUGGGACGGGGAGGGCGAGGGUUCAAAGUGUAAUUUCUGAGCCAUUGUUCUGUCUGGGGACCCUGUCCGAGGGAGUGGCCCCUAUGUGUUUGCAUUUUAACCACUGCUUCAAGUCUCAAUUUCACUUUUUUAUUUAUCCAGUUCCAUCUACAUAUCUGUCGUCUAAAUAAAUAGCUUUCAAACAAAGCAACUGGGUCAUUAAAACCAGCUCAAAGGAAAACAAAACAAAAACAACCCAUCUUUGGGGGCUAAAUUUUAUUUAAGUGCUAUUUUAAAAGGACCCAAAGUGACGUAGCGGUACAUCUGACUGCCUGACGUGGGCUGGCUGCCACUUAGGGCAGAGUCCACACCUGGAGGCAAACGCACAGGCAAAGAGGGCAUUUGACAGACUUCCCUUCGCGUUUCGUCGUCUCACCUUGACCCUCAGUCAAGAUGGAUAAAGCAUCAGACCCUGGGUUCCGUGAGGCCACGUAAGAAAGCUGGCUUUCCUGUGCUAGAUAAUGGAAAAGGGGAACAGAGAAUGACUGCUCAGUCAUUUUCACCAGGGAAUGCCGACCUUUCACAUACAUGGAGGCGACCUGCUGAAAAUCGCUGAGAGACAAGAUUUCCCAGAUCUGAGUUGAAGAAUUUAGCGAUGAGGAAAGGAGUCGGAGUGGACAAAAGAAAGGCAGAGAGGAGAGGCAGAACUAAAAAUACAAGGAGAGGAAGAAGAGGGUUAGAGCAGGAAGCAUCAGCGGUGGAGGUCUUGGAGAUCCUGCGGCCACCGAAAAAGUCUCAGAGACAAGAGAGCUUUUGUCUCCUUCCUAACAGGUCACAAAAGAAGGCUUCUCCUUUCUUGCAGCCGGUACUCACAUAGGAGCCCAGUAUUGCAAGGAGUGGACGGAUGUUCUGGGCCAGGUCCUUCCAGAGCAAGGAUCAGCAAACCUUUUCUAUAAAGGGCCAGAUAGCAAAUACGCUAUUUUCAGUCUGAUGGUCUGUGUGGUUUCUGUUGCAACUACUCAACCCACCCUUUGUAGCAUAAAAGCAGACCUACACAGACAACACGUAACGAAUAGGCUUGGCUCCACUCACUUAAAAUUGUAUUUAACAGGCGCCCAGCUGGAUUUGGCUCUUGGGCCUGAGUUUGCUGACUGCUGUUCGAGUGACUGGGCAAAAAAGUAUGCAUUCUCCAUUUAUAUCAGCUCUUAGCGCUCCCUCAGAGCAGCCCGAGGCCAGAGAUAAAGCAGCUAAAUUUAUCUGCUGGAAAAUGAUUUGUUCCACCGAAUGCCCUUACCCAAAGCACAGCUAGUGUUUAUACACCCCAAAUCCCAUCUCAUUGCUGCCAGGACAUGGUGCUGGAGCGUCCUUCCCCCCACCUUUCAUGAUCCGUGUUGCAAAGGAACCAUUUGGGUGUUGGGGGAGGGGGCUGGAAGGCUGGGAGAAGCACCUAGAAAGAGCUGGAGCUGCAGAAGGCAGGGGAGGAGGACCGGUGUGUCUGGCUCUGCCAUGGGAACCGAACACAAGCCCUGGCUGUCUCAAGCCACGCAGCACGUGGACUGUUUUCCUUCCAUCACUCAAAAGCUGAAGCAAUAACAUUCUCUCGCGUUGCUGGGUCAGCUGCUCACUUGUUCACCAGCUCCUGGGCUGGAGGGACGCGAGGCAUCACUUUUAUACUUUCCUCACUGUGGAUGUUCUGCAUGUUCGCCUACUGAUGUCCCAUUUGUUGCUUCUAUUGUAAAUAUUUGUCAUUUGUAUUUAUGAUCUCAGUGUUUUUUUUCCCCCGAAGCGUAAAAUGGCUUAGUCUGUUGAUUUGAACCUCUUCCCUGAUCUCAGUUGUAAUAUUUCUCAUGCCACUGGUUUGUUUCUUCUCCCAAGUCAGGUAGAAAGCAUUGCAUUCUGUUUCCUUUGGUUUGAAGCAUCCAGUAGUAUUUAUUGCUAAGAUUCUUCUGCUCAAAACUGAGGAAAGUCUGAAUUCCUCUCAGCGUUGACAGAGGCAUUUGUACCAUCUAAAAAGUAAGCAGAGUCGUCCUUAAAAACAGACCCUCAACUUGGGCUUCAUAGCUUCAUCCAAAUUUACUCAUGAGCCUUCCUUUGAGGAAGGAUGUGGAUUUCCAAAUAAAGAUACGAUGUUUAUUUUGAGCUUUGCAUCUUAACAAGAUGAUCCAAACACCUCUCCUUUGUAUCAAUAAAUAGCCCUGUUAUUCUGAAAUGAGAGGCCUGAGUGGAAUGAAAUGCCGACACUCAAAACUAAAUAAAUAGAAAACACCAGCCCAGAGCUGUGCUCACACUUUGACACACACAGAGAGAGAGAGAGAGAGAGAGAGAGAGAGAAAUUUAAACUUGAACCAAGCAAGGGAAAGGCUUCACUACACCAGCAUGGAAAACAAUGUGUCCCGGGCCCAUUUCCUAAGGAAGAACAACCCUCGUGUGAUCUCAGAGCUGGCACCACGUGAGCUUGCUAAGCCAGAAUAUCUGUUUCUGUUAUGGAUUUAGCCAGAAGGACCUGUACGUUGUCACAUGGCAUUCUCUUUUUCCAAGCAUUAAUAAAGGUUUUAAAUAAUUGA
This is a messenger RNA of Vicugna pacos (alpaca), 4427 nucleotides long. It is a transcript of the gene STC2, whose product is annotated as stanniocalcin 2. The record is from RefSeq and is a predicted model, not a curated record. Lineage: Eukaryota; Metazoa; Chordata; Mammalia; Artiodactyla; Camelidae. Gene Ontology annotation, cellular component: extracellular region. Gene Ontology annotation, molecular function: hormone activity. Gene Ontology annotation, biological process: intracellular calcium ion homeostasis.